This is a messenger RNA of Salvelinus fontinalis (brook trout), 5546 nucleotides long. RefSeq names its product DNA-binding protein SATB2-like. Lineage: Eukaryota; Metazoa; Chordata; Actinopteri; Salmoniformes; Salmonidae. Gene Ontology annotation, molecular function: RNA polymerase II cis-regulatory region sequence-specific DNA binding; DNA-binding transcription factor activity, RNA polymerase II-specific. The transcript has 13 exons. The coding region runs from base 775 to 3528 and encodes 917 amino acids. Gene Ontology annotation, biological process: chromatin remodeling; regulation of transcription by RNA polymerase II. The record is from RefSeq and is a predicted model, not a curated record.
UAGCGCGCCCGUUGGCACGGGAAAGAUUGAAAGUGACACACAGAUUGUUUUGCGCGAAAUUGUGACUGUUAUAUCGAGAUUUCUUUAGUUAACACCUUCUCUUUGUCGCAGACAUUGUGAUUUCGGUCUGUUUUUCUUUUGCUUGAGCAACUUGGUUGUUUUGCCUGUUGUUCACUUGAACAUUUUCCUUAUGAUGCGUUUUGCGUUUUCCUUGUUCCCGCCGGUGAAGAAGCCACGAGUUCAGAAGAGGACCGAUUUGUGGCUCGGCCGUGUCUAACCGGGGACGACAGGACACAACGUGCGAUCAAACGACCCAACUGGCCGGUUGACACGUUUCUCUGCGCCGCGAGACGCAGCGGCUCGAACUCCAACACGAUCCCCGCGCACUCAGCAAGCAAACCUCGACGCACUGGUCUCGAGCGAAAGAGACACACUCUCUCUCUCUUUCUCUUUUUCUCUCUCUCGCUCUGAGGCGAACACCACUCUCAUCACCACUCUCACACAGACAAUAAACCAACGCACAUUGUCUACCUUUGUCUCCCAUCUCUCUCAUUUCUCUCGGACUCGCUCACAUCCAGCGCUUGGGGCACGAAGUAGUGUCCAGCAGCACAGACUCCAGCCGAUCUCUGCCGGUCGUGGACCCGACGCAGCCCAGCCCUGGAUUCAAUCAUUUUAAUCAAUGGACAGAGCCUCCUCAACGGCCAGCAGAGGUACAGACACCCCAUAAACAGCCCUUACCCUCUGGCAGUAGCCCCACCUGGUGGUUGGAGGGGGAUGGAGCGUGGUGGCGGGGAGAGCCCCCGCAUGCAGGACAGUCCUGAGCGGGAGCGGCGGGGGGGCAGCCCGGACCUCAGUGGACCCCCGCCAGGGAAGAUGGGGCGUUUGGAGCUCAACGGGAGCCCCACUGGGCCACGCCUCCUACGCCACAACGGCCACCCACACAGACCUUUGGGAGGUCUGAUGAUCCCAGUGUUCUGUGUGGUCGAGCAGGCAGGGCCUGACGGAGGGAUGCAGCGUGAACGAGAGCGUGAAGAGGUGGAGAGGAAGGAGGGACACAGAGAGGAGCAUGCUGAGUUUGUCCUGGUCAGGAAGGAUAUCCUCUUCAACCAGCUUGUGGAGACAGCCCUGCUGGCCCUGGGGUACUCCCACAGCUCAGCAGCUCAGGCCCAUGGCAUCAUCAAGGUGGGUCGUUGGAACCCUCUGCCCAUCCACUUCCUAUCAGAUGCUCCUGAAGCCACGGUGGCUGAUAUGUUGCUGGACGUCUAUCACAUGGUCACCCUCCGCAUUCAGCUACAGAGCUUUGCCAAGCUGGAGGACCUUCCGUCAGAGCAGUGGAACCACGCCACGGUGAGGAACGCCCUCAAGGAGCUUCUCAAGGAGAUGAACCAAAGCACACUGGCCAAGGAGUGCCCCCUCUCACAGAGUAUGAUUUCCUCAAUAGUAAACAGCUCCUACUAUGCCAAUGUCUCCACUGCCAAAUGCCAGGAAUUUGGACGCUGGUACAAGAAGUACAAGAAAAUCAAAGGAGAUUAUCUGGAGAAGAUGUGGCCAGGAAGAGAUCAUUCAGAAAUCAAAGUGGAGAGAGACAGCCUGGCAGACUUCUGUGUCAUGGGCCAGCGUCCCCCUCCCCACCUGGCCAGCCUGACCCAGCUCAGCCACCUUGGAGGGGGUGGAGGUACCCUCCUCAAGGGUGGAUCUGGAGACCCCCACAACCCCUCCCAACAACAACCCCAACAACAACCCCAACAACAACACCCCCCCCCGCCCCACGGCCAGCUCCACCACAGCCCCCCUCUGCGUGGCCAGGUCCCCCCUCCAGCCUCCCUUCAGCCUCUCCUCGGCCCAGGCGGGCUUCUCUCCCCCCAGCUUAGCCCUCAGCUUGUCCGACAGCAGCUAGCCAUGGCUCACCUCAUCAACCAGCAGCUCGCUGUUAACCGCCUGCUAGCCCACCAGCACCCACAGGCCCUCAACCAGCAGUUCCUCAACCACCCUCCCAUCCCUCGGCCCUCCAAGGCAGGGGGCCUUGGGGACCCCGGGAACAACCCAUCUGCUGCGGAAGUCUCCACUGAUAUCUACCAGCACGUCAGGGACGAACUGAAGAGAGCCAGCGUCUCACAGGCUGUGUUCGCUCGCGUGGCCUUCAACAGAACACAGGGCCUGCUGUCGGAGAUCCUGCGGAAGGAGGAGGACCCCCGCUCUGCCUCUCAGUCCCUGCUGGUCAACCUCAAAGCCAUGCAGAACUUCCUCAACCUCCCUGAGGGGGAGAGAGACCGUAUUUACCAGGAGGAGCGUGAGCGCAGCAUGAAUCCCCCUGUCGGCCUGCCCCCUACCCCUAGCUCCAGCCCCGGGGGCCCCCGCCUCUCACAGGACGUGUUUAGACCGGCCAUCACUAACCAUGUCCCAUGCCACCUCAUGCAGAAGGUGUGGGAGAGAGGUCUGGACGAACAGCUCACUCCUGAUGCCUGGGCUUCUAUCUGGAAGAAUAAGACCAAAAUCUCCAACUCGCCCAAGCCGCCAUGCCUCAACCCAGACCUGCCCCUGAAGCUGGAGUCUCUGGUCAACAUCACGUCAGGUAUCUAUGAUGAGAUCCAGCAGGAGAUGAAGAGGGCCAAGGUGUCUCAGGCGCUGUUCGCCAAGGUGGCUGCCAACAAGAGCCAGGGCUGGCUGUGUGAGUUGCUGCGGUGGAAGGAGAACCCUAGCCCAGAGAACCGUACUCUGUGGGAGAACCUGUGUACCAUCCGGAGGUUCCUGACCCUGCUCCAGACAGACAGAGACCUGGUGUAUGAAGAGGAAUCCAGGCACCACCACAGUGAGAGGCUGCAUACUGUACUACACCUGCCCCAAGAACCACAGCUGUACCUGCUUUCUCACCAGGCACUGCACAGACAACCCCCACAACCCCUGAAGGACCACUCCCCGAUGCGCGAGGACCCCAUGCCCCUCCAGGGUAAUGAUGAAGAGUCCCAGAAUGUUGAAAGAGUCAGUUCAGGAGUCGGUGGUGGCGUGGUCAUUAAGAAGCCUCGGUCGCGCACUAAGAUCUCACUAGAAGCUCUGGGCAUCCUGCAGAGCUUCAUCCAGGAUGUGGGUCUUUAUCCGGACCAAGAGGCCAUCCACACUCUGUCAGCCCAACUGGACCUGCCCAAGCACACCAUCAUCAAGUUUUUCCAGAACCAGCGUUACCACGUCAAGCAUCACGGCCGGCUGAAGGAGCUGGGGGAGGGGGCCGGUGGUGUGGACGUCAGCGAAUACAGAGACGAGGAGCUCCUCUCCAGCUCAGAGGACCCUGAGUCCAGCGAAGACGGUCAUGAGGAGAUGUACCCCACUACAGAGAGGGAAAGAAGGGGAAGCAACCCAGCAGGGUCAGCCCCUGCCCUGGCACCAGCCCAGCCUUCAGGGACCAGCAUGGGGGCCAUGGAAGAGGGCAAGGACAAGGGGCAUUCUCAUGGUCUGAGUGGGGGCCGAGCCAGCUCCCUGCCCCCUGGUAGCUCCUCAUCCAGCCCCAGAGAGCAGGCUGACUUCCAGAGAUAGAGACCCAGAGACCAGAGGAGAUGCAGAAAGAGAGUGAGAGCGAGACCCAGACAGACAGACAGACAGACAGACAGACAGACAGACAGACAGACAGACAGACAGACAGACAGACAGACAGACAGACAAACAGACAGACAGACAGACAGACAGACAGGGGAAGAGAGGGAAGAGAACGGGAACUAAAGACUGGUAGAAGGGAAGAAGGGCAUCGAUGAGACAAUGACACACUGAUACACACACACACACACACACACACACACACACACACACACACACACACACACACACACACACACACACACACACACACACACACACACACACACACACACACACACACACACACACACACACACACACACACAUAUAUAUAUAUACACAGAAAUACAGACGUAUGGGGUCCAAAGGAGGCUUCAUCAAAGUGAAAAUACAAUAUGUUACCUCAGCAACAUGAAGCAGGGAAAUGCCAUGAAACAGCUGUCAUGUGUUACAGUUAGAAUAGCCUGUUCAGUAAUGUUGGGCCACUAGACAGAGAGAAAAACAAACAUACACACACAUCUCACCCCUGGCCACAACAGGAACUUGCCACAUCAACACCACUUUUGAAUUGAGCCAAUUCCAAAACUCAGCUUCACCCAAGAGGGCGGGCUCUCAUAUGCUCUGUCCAAUGACUGCUCUCUCUAAUGUCUCAACCACACCCAUAUAGAGAACAUUUGUCCUUAUUUCGAUGUUGGGUCUUGGGUCAGGCCCCUAACUGACACUCAUAGACUGAAUACUGGGGGCCUGCUCAGACCUCUACUAUCCCAUUGUCCCUUGGCUCCAUAUGCAGACUCCAGAUCUACAGCUCAUCACUAGCUGGCUAAGGAGUUUUUAGGGUGGCUGUGGCUUUCCAUCACCUCCUCCCCCUCUCCACCCCUCCAUGACAGGACUCCUCUAGUCUUUGGUGUUUGACAGUGGUGGCAGUUUGUGUGGGUGGGUGGCUGCAUGGCAGGUGGGUUUUGGGUGGAGGUAAGAACAGUGGUAUGGGAGAAUUCACCAAUGAUAAACAAAUAUGGUUUGUCAAAGUCCACAAUUGAGCUUUAUGAUAUUUUUAAAGUUGGAAUCGCCACUCCCAACCAACUCUUGUCGCCAUCCCUCAAUGGAGCAACCACACCCUACCUAACUCCCUACCCCCUACAUCAAAUAUGGAUUAUUCUCAUCUCUCCAGCACAGUCUCUCCCUAUCUCCGCCAGUCAUGCCUCAGCCCAGUCUCUCCCUAUCUCCGCCAGUCAUGCUUCAGCCCAGUUUCUCCCUAUCUCCACCAGUCAUGCCUCAGCCCAGUCUCUCCCUCUUUACUGCUUUGUGGGUACUGUGGUUUACAAGGACACUAGUAGGUAAACCUAUUGUGGUUUAUGCGGACAUAAGAGAGACAGAGGACAGCCUUGUGAGGACAUGAAGACCCAGCGGUGUGAAAGGACACUCAGGGCUACAGUUACUCUGGACUGUACCCCUGCCUACCCACCCUCGACCUAUGUGGAGAGAAACAGGGAGGGACACAACAGAACGGAGAUUCAGCAACCAAACAAUCAGUCACUUUAUGUGCGGUAGCCCACCACUUCACUCUUCCUCUCUCUUUCCCCAUCCCUCGUUCCUUCCCUCUUUCUCUCUCUCUAUAAUUGGUGCCUACAGUGUGCCGUUCCACCACACCUACCCGCACUUAACUCCUCCACCCUAUUUAUUGCUAUCUUUAUCCAUGAUUAUUAUUAUCAUUAUUGUUAUUAUUGUUGUUAUUACGGUUGUUAUUGCUGUCAUCGCUGUUUAUUUUUGGUUCUAUUUUCAUGGCUUUAAUAUUGGCUUUCCGAGCACCGUGGUUGUUUUGGUAACGAGAGACGUUUUUGAGACAUGAGAAACACACACUGCCAAAAUGUCCUGUUAUGUAAACUUCAAUGAAUAUUUCCAAAGAAAGAAAGACUUGGGCAGAAACGGGAGUCAAAUCCAAAAAUGAAAUGAAACAACGAAUAAACUGUGCUUUUGCUGCA